AUGACGCCCACUACCAACCUUCGAGUCCUCGCCGUCUCCCUGCUCUCCCUCCUAGCCGCCACUCUCGCGGAGUCCUCUCCCUCUCCCCCUCCCCGGCCGACGGACCUGCCGGAGAGGCCGUUCACCGACCGGCCCAAAACCGCCCCCGCCCCGGCCCCCCUCUUGCUUUUCGCCGUCCGGGCCGACCUCCGGCCGGCCGCUCUCCAAGGCCGGGCCAAGCCUCUCGAGAAACCUCAGCAAAGCCCGGAUGAGGUGCUGGAGCGCCCCCCCAAACCCUUGGCCCAGGUCAUGUUCCCCAAGAACAUCACCGCGGCGGACGCCCUAGCGCCCCCUCUAGGGGCCGCCCAGGUGGCGCCCCCGCCGCGACGGCUGGUGGACGUGGACGUAUGUCGGGGUUACUACGACGUGAUGGGCCAGUUCGACAGCGCCUUCAACUUCAAGGACACCUACAUCUACUGCUGCGGGACCUGCCACUACCGGUUCUGCUGCCCAGAGCGCAGCCGGCAGCUGGAGCAAGACAGCUGCAAAAACUACGACUCGCCCGACUGGGCCAAGACGCCCGACAUGAUUAAACUGGAGGAGAUCGGACCGGACCAGGACUUCGACCCGCUGAAGCAGCAGAGCCACAACACGAGCUUUGUCAUCGGCGGGGUGGUGGUGUUCAUGGUGGCCGUGGCGGUGGGGAUCAAGGUGAUGUUCAACAAGGUGCAGCACGAGGCCAACCAGAGAGACCUCAAUAUGCCCAGGGCCCUGGUUGACAUGCUGCGCCACCAGUCCAGUCCGGUCCAGCAGGAUGAGAGGAACAACAGCGUGGCCUUGACGGUCGCCGACGGGCAGGGGACGCUCGGGAGGGCUCCCAAAAACCUGUACGGGCCCGGCCUGUCCAGCAAGGACAACAGAUUGGGCAAUUUGCAGCACAACUUCAUCCACUCGUCAGGCUCCAGUCCGAAACACACCGCGACAAUCGAGCGCACCCCUCGGAUGAACAACGCACAGCUGGCGGCCGGAGGGACGCUGCUCUCCAGCAAACACAACAACGCCAAAUCCCAGCCGGCCUUCCACCAUUCCCUGCACAACCUGGCCCAGCUGCCUCCCUCCUACGAGAGCGCCACCAAACCCGAGCUCAACAGAUACUCCUCUCUCAAACGCCUGGAGAAAGGUCUUGAUGAGUACUCGUCUGGUUACUGCACCACUAAGCGCCGGCCUCACACGGCCCAGCCGGCUCUCCAGUCCUCCCAGCAUCACCUCCACUGGGGCGGCGACUACACGCUCAGUGGGAGAGGAACCCUUCCCAGGCAUGCGGUACGUCCCUGGAUCCCGCCUGCCGCCAUGCCAACCUCACCGACCCCCAACCCUUACCCCCUGGAACCCCCGGAGCCCCAGUACAACCCCAGCUACGACACUCUCUCCAAGCCCCCGAGGAAGGUCAAGUCCCAGGACCAGCUGCUGAACAUGGGCGACGUCCCCGGGAACACCGGCACCCUGUCCAGGCUCUCCAAGAACCAGCAGCAUCAGUACUACAAAGCCAUGGCGGCCUCCAGCAAGAACUCAAACACGCAGACGCUCACUCGCAAGACCCAGGAUAGACAGGAGAGACAGGACAGGCAGGACAGGCUGCUCAUGUCUCCCGACCAUCUGGAGGAGAGGAUGGGGGUCGGCGGGAUCGGGGUGCUCGAUCCGUACGCCCACGGAGGAGGCAUGGUCCCCACCCUGCCUCGCCUCACCCCCCAGCAGAAGGCCCAGUCCCAGCAGAACGUCUGCGCCACGCCCUCCCUCGACCGGCAUCACAUGAUCAAGAUGAACUCUCACCCCACGUCCGGACGGGAGCAGGAGAGAAACACGGCCAUGACGGGGCACAUGGGCGGGGGCAUGGGCUGGGCGGGAGAGAUGCCCGGGGCCGGUGUAGUCAUGGGUACCGGGACACUAGGGGGGCACAGCGCUAGGCGGAUGGCUUUUGCUGCAAAGAGGCAGAACACCAUCGAGCAGUUACAUUUUAUACCAGGAGGGGGGGGCAGCGGGUCCGGGGGCAGCGGCGGAGGCAGCCAGGGCAUUAGGACAGGAAGUAAGAACGAGGUGACGGUGUGA
Lampris incognitus (smalleye Pacific opah) is the source of this 2085-nucleotide messenger RNA. RefSeq names its product protein shisa-7-like. The record is from RefSeq and is a predicted model, not a curated record. Lineage: Eukaryota; Metazoa; Chordata; Actinopteri; Lampriformes; Lampridae. Gene Ontology annotation, cellular component: AMPA glutamate receptor complex; postsynaptic density; postsynaptic membrane. Gene Ontology annotation, biological process: regulation of AMPA receptor activity; regulation of short-term neuronal synaptic plasticity.